UUCUGAGUAUCAUUGAAGAAGAGAUGUAUACAAACUCCCUGGUAGCGCUGUGCUUGCUCUGCCACCAUGCCAGUGUUGUUUUUUGUGAUAAUGUCUCCCAAGCUCCUGAAUCCAUUCAGUAUCCCAGGUUUCAAGUGGUGGAGACAAAUGACGACUUUGAGCUUCGAGCUUAUGACGCAACAAGAUGGGCACUAACCAACACAAACCCAUCAAUGGAUCCAGAUGCUAUUACAAACGGUUUCAUGAUCUUGGCCCGGUAUACGCGUGGAUUUAAUAAUAAAGGCAUGAUAUUUGAGAUGGCGGCGCCUUGGACAGAAUUUAUUCCAUUAAACAGUGAUUCACCCAUCAAUGCUUCCGUAGCUUUCUUCCUGCCACCGGAAUUGGAUAUCCCUGAACCAACAGACCCCAAUAUUUUCUUUCUAACUUUUCCAGAAACAAAAUUGUAUGUAAAGACUUUCAGGACCAUUGAUGGCUGGGUUAAAAAAGGUGACUUUUCUGAAAGAGCAAAAUCUCUGUAUGAAACACUGCUGGCCCAGGAGAAAACAUUUGAUGCUUCAUUUUUUACAUGCAAUACCUAUGACAGUCUUUCUAAAGUUGUGGAUCGUUAUUUUGAAGUGUAUUAUGUUGCCAUAUAACGUGAGCAUAUAUUAUAGAAAACCAACUGAUUUAUUAACACAUUCUGAACUUUAGAUGCCUGUAGGCUAAAGGAAGCUUAGCAAGAAGCAAUUAAGUCGUUUUUGUGCUUUUGUUCCUUGUACCUGAUAAGUGCCCCAUGGUUCAAUUUGACACAAUACAGUAGAUUGCUGCUAUAUCUUUUUUUUUUUUAAUUUUCAGAAUUCUAAUGGUACAUCCCCUGAUGUGGCUUUAAGCCAGUCUACUGCUUAGUUAUACUCUCCCUUAUUAACCCUAGAGUACCACGGUUUGCACUUAGACUACUAUCUCUAGGUCUAAUUAGACCAUAUGUUAUUUGAGAAUCUACCCUUUCAAACCGAUGUACUCAUUUACAUUUGACAAUUGAGAGACUCUAAGCGACCGACCAAAAUACUAAUACUAUUUAAAUACGAAAUGGAUAG
This is a messenger RNA of Pelobates fuscus (common spadefoot toad), 1073 nucleotides long. Its product is annotated as heme-binding protein 2-like. NCBI's taxonomy places the organism in Eukaryota, Metazoa, Chordata, Amphibia, Anura, Pelobatidae. The coding region runs from base 24 to 635 and encodes 203 amino acids. The transcript is spliced from 4 exons. The record is from RefSeq and is a predicted model, not a curated record. Gene Ontology annotation, molecular function: heme binding. Gene Ontology annotation, cellular component: cytoplasm.